Messenger RNA from Yarrowia lipolytica CLIB122, 1293 nucleotides. RefSeq lists its product as uncharacterized. Lineage: Eukaryota; Fungi; Ascomycota; Dipodascomycetes; Dipodascales. The record is from RefSeq and is a predicted model, not a curated record.
AUGAUUAUCAAAAGCAAACUGCCACAGAGCCAGGCCACGACCUUUGGACACGCUGCCCGCGAGGCGUACUGGGACUUUGACCACAAAAACACGCCGCUGAACCACGGCUCUUUUGGAGCCUGUCCGUUGCCUGUGCGAGAGGCGCGAAACCAGAUUCUCGCCAAAAUCGAAGCCAACCCCGAUUUGUACAUGCGGACGACUCUGUACGAGGACAUCGAGGUUGCGCGGGCGACGGCAUGCGAAUGGAUCGACUCGGAGCCUCUCAACACGGUGUUCGUGCAGAACGCCACUGUCGGCUUCAACACCGUCAUCAGAAGCCUGCCACUCAAGAAAGGUGACACUAUCAUCUACUGCUCGACCACGUAUGGUGCCUGCGAAAAGACUCUCAAGUUCUUGGAGCUCAGACACGGUAUCAAACAUGUGUCUGUCGACAUUGAGUACCCCAUGAACGACGAGGAGAUUGUGGACGUGUACAGAAAGGCUAUUGACGCCCAUCCAAGCACCGUUAUAUGCCUGUUUGAUACAGUGUCUUCAAUGCCUGCCGCCAUUCUGCCGUACAACCAGCUCGUGAAGCUGUGUCGAGAGAAAGAGGUGCUUUCGUUCAUCGAUGGAGCCCAUAGCAUUGGUCUGAUCCCCGUGAGCAUGCGAAAAACCCAGCCUGAUUUCUACGUCACCAACGUGCACAAGUGGGGCUACGGAGUACGAGGUGGAGCGAUUUUGUAUGUCGCAGAGGAGCACCACCGACUUAUCCACACCCUGCCUGUUUCGCAUACAUACCUGGACGACUCUGAGGACCUGGAGCCCGAGCAGGAGGAACGACGACUCGUUGACCGGUUCACUUUCAUCGGAACGCAGGAUUUUUCCCCUUAUAUCGCUAUCACUGCUGCCUUUGAAUUCCGGAAGAAGAUUGGAGGAGAAGCCCAAAUCAGAAAGUACUGUAACGAUCUGGCAGUAAAGGUUGGCGACUUGGCUGCUGGCCAAUGGCGAACUGAAGUGCUGGGGCACGCUGGAGCCAUGGUUACUGUUCGUCUGCCCAUUCCAGAGGAAUUUCUGGCUGCUGCGUCGGAAGAGAGGAAGCAACAGUUGUUCCAGCUCAUCUGUGACCACCCCCUGACUCGAGGAACCUACGUGCCUCCCAUUUACCACAAUGGCAAGAUGUACGUGCGGUUCUCUGCUCAGGUGUAUAACGAGCUGGAGGACUACCAGGUGGGCAUCGACGCUGUGAACGAAGCCCUAGACAUUUUUUUCAUGGAGGAGGUUGAAGAGGUUCAAGACAUGUGGGUAUGUGUAUAA